AUGGAGCCAUUUCUCACACCUUUGCACACCCUUCAAAUCUCGAAUUAUGCUGUUAGAAGACACAGAUGGAGUCUUAUUGCAAGGCUGAAGGUUGUGGUUAACUGCGCAGAGUCAGUCAACUACUGCUUGAUCCCGAGGUUCAAGUCGCCCGCCUCACCAGUUCCCAGAGCGGCAAUUUUGACCUCUCCUCGGCUCCGGGCUGCGUUGACUACUGUCCAGAUCGCAUAUAUCUGUGCUGCUUGUCCAGCCCGCGCCAAGCAGGUUGUAAAACAUUCUGUCCAUCGUGAUAGCAUUCAUUGCGCAUCAGGCGAAGCGCUAGGCGGUCCUUUGAGCAGCUUCAAAACGCCCCUAGUUUCAUCCUGUUCUUCGGCAACUGUGGUCAAUGGACAUUUUCAGGAUUUUGGCCACAAUGCAUUACCAUUACCGGCUUUCACGGCUUCGAUUCCUGAGCCAACCUGCUUCUCGGUGAUACCAUACCCCAUAUACCUGCCCAAGUGGGCAUGGCCACAGGGCAGUGCAACGCAGUAUGCGGGUUCAAAUCCAAGAUACGGGCCUCAGCUUCAGAUAUCAUGUGGCACACCCGCAAUCAUCAUCCAUCCGUAUGGAUAUUCCAUACUUACGGGAGCUAGCAGAUUGCCCAUCGCCCUGCGUGCAACCUGA
Molecule: messenger RNA, 660 nt
Organism: Paracoccidioides lutzii Pb01
Exons: 2
Coding region: 1-660 (219 amino acids)
Source: RefSeq, a predicted model, not a curated record